AUGAGUGCAUUCAAUCAUGCUAAGUUAGCGGCGGAUUUCCGCCCUUUCGAUGCUAAUAUUUCGGGGAGCGUUUACCAGGAAGGAUUAGCGGCUGUAUACAUACCUGCUGAUUCCCCACCCGCUGUAGCCUUACCUGCUGAUUCCCCAUCGGCUGUAUCCAUACCUGCUGAAUCCCCGUCUGCUAAGCCCCCGCCGCCUGAAGGGGAUAGCCCUCUCGUCGCUUUCGAUCGCGUAUUCGCCACUCUGGUCUCAUUCCAACAAAAAGGUCGAUUUUCGUUCGCCAAUGUCGCGACGUUCAAUGUCGACCCCUCAGUUACCAGCGCCUCCGUCGCCACGCGCUACAAGCUUCUCUCGCUGCCCGUUCCACGUGUGCCCGAGAAUCUGACGUGGCCCGAUAUGUACCCUGUUUGGGUGAACGAAUCUGACGCAUCCUGCCCGAGAUUUCCUGAACUGGACUAUCCAGAUUGGCUGACCAGCAUCGACGCCAUUGUCGCACAUGUGCCCUGCGACGAGCCUAGCGAUUCCUGGGCGAAGGAUGUUCGCUGGCUACACCACCUUCUCACUAUAACAAGCUUCGUCACAAAGGCGAAUCGCACGUGGUUACCAGUGGUGUUGCUCUCCGCAUGCCGCCCGCCGCCCAACCUCUUCCACUGCUCGCGACUCGUGACGCGGGAGGGUGACACGUGGCUGUACAACCUGACGGCCAGUGACAUGCUGACACGUGUACAGCCCCUGGGAUCAUGCGCCUUGGCUCAGCCUAUCAACAGCAAGGUGGCAGCCAACCAACGCGUCGCGUAUGCUACAGUGCUACACUCGUCGGAUCGCUACGUGUGUGGCGCAAUAGUACUGGGGCAAAGCAUAAGGAGGACGGGCAGCAAACACGAGAUGGUUGUGCUUGUAUCGAAGGAGAUUCAAGAGGAGAGCAGGCGAGGGCUCAAGGAGGCGGGGUGGACGGUGAAGGAGAUUGAGAGGAUUCGCAACCCCCACGCACUCAAUGGGACUUAUAACGAGUGGAAUUACAGCAAGCUGCGGCUGUGGCAGCAGACGGAGUACACCAAGCUGCUCUUUAUUGACUCGGACCUGCUCCUCUUGAACAGCAUUGACUUUCUCUUCUCCUACCCCGAGAUCUCCGCCCGCGGAAACGACGGCACAGAUUUCAACUCAGGCGUGAUGGUCUUGGAGCCGUCGGAUUGCAUGUUUGAGCUGCUGAUGGCAAAUCUGGAGCGAGUGCUAUCGGAGAAUGGAGGGGACCAGGUGAGACCAUGUUGUUAUGUCAUGUGA
This is a messenger RNA of Closterium sp. NIES-65, 1281 nucleotides long. NCBI's taxonomy places the organism in Eukaryota, Viridiplantae, Streptophyta, Zygnematophyceae, Desmidiales, Closteriaceae. The record is from the annotation of a GenBank genome assembly.